Molecule: messenger RNA, 2307 nt
Organism: Myzus persicae (green peach aphid)
Lineage: Eukaryota; Metazoa; Arthropoda; Insecta; Hemiptera; Aphididae
Product: decaprenyl-diphosphate synthase subunit 2-like
Exons: 5
Coding region: 533-1831 (432 amino acids)
Biological process (GO): ubiquinone biosynthetic process; isoprenoid biosynthetic process
Cellular component (GO): mitochondrion; transferase complex
Molecular function (GO): prenyltransferase activity
Source: RefSeq, a predicted model, not a curated record
AUUUAACGAGGAAAAUUAUAGAUAAAUUAUCAAAAAUCAUUAAUUCUGAAGAUAAACUUAGGUCAAAGCUAUAAUCUUUCGGAUGAUUAGUCAUAUUUAGAUGAUUAAAAUAUUUACGUAACGAAACGAAGUAAUGUUGACGAAAAUCUAAAGUCCCACCGUAGUGGCAGUGGCUGUAGGCUGUAGAGUAAAAAUAACUGUAAAUUAAUCAAAAAAAAAAAUAACAACAACCAAACCUAGGUGUAAAUAAUUUUCAUUUCAACAAACUAAAAUCGUAUGAACAUUCGAUUAACAUCGCGCGUAAAAAAUAUAAAUCGUAAUGUACCGGUGUGGCAUCAUUAUACUAUUACCUACCUAUAAUAUAUUUCAUAUCAAUCAAUCGACCAUCUAAUGUAAAUUCUUUUCGAAAUCUAAUAAAUUUUAACACUUCUUGGUCAGUGGUUUUCUCUGUUUUCGUUCGUCUGUAGUCGGUAUACUGAUCGGGCCAUUGUACACAUCAGACAACGCGUCAAUACCUAACCGAUCGAACAUCAUGAACGUUGUUCGGUCGCCGACGGCAGUCCGGAUGCUGCGAAACGGGCCGGCUGGCCGCGUUCGUCGUCGACUUUACGCUUCUUCGUCGACGGUCAUCGCAACGACAGCGACACAGCGAGACGACCACCGCAGUCGGCUGCAGAAACCCGACUGGAACCGAGCUGUGUCCGAGGCCGAGAAGAUCGUCGGCUACCCGUCGUCGUUCCUGAGCCUCAGGUGGCUGCUCAGCGACGAGAUAGCCAAUGUCGCGCUGCACCUACGCCGCAUGGUCAGCUCCAACCACCCGCUACUGAAAAUGGUCAAAGGGUUGUUGUACAAUGGCCAGAGUAACAUGCAAGCUUGGGGGCUUAUCGUGCUACUCGUGUCCAAGGCAGCUGGUCACAUCAAAGUGGAAAGCUCGGCGGACGAAGACCAGUCGGGUGUCUUGCGUAGUCAAAGGGCUCUGGCCGAGAUCGCAGAAAUGAUCCGCACUAGCCACCUGAUGCACAACGGUCUCAUAAACAUAUACCCAGAAAUGUUUCCUAAUGAAUCCAUCGACCACGAAGACAUGAGCUUCGGCAACAAGAUUGGCUUGCUCAGCGGCGACUAUCUGUUGGCCAACUGCUUCUACGAACUGUCGAUGCUCAAAAACCAAAACCUCAUGGAACUAAUCAGCAGCGCCCUGCGUGACCUGUCCGAGGCCGAGUUCGUGGGUCGCAGAGACUCACAAAAUAAUCCACUGCCGUCGCCGUUCGAACCGCUCGACCGAAAGCUCGGCUCGGCCCGGCUGCGGUUCAACCCGCUCCAAUUGUCCGGACAACUGAGGGGUGGCAUGCCGCUCACGCCCGCCCUGCGUGACUGGACCAGACGCAACGUACUGUCAGCCGGCAGCCUGCUUGGAAAGACUUGUCAGGGCGCGCUCCUAUUGGCCGGCCAUAGCGAACAGUUGCAGAAACAGGGCUUUUUGUUCGGUAAACAUCUGUCGCUAGCUUGGCAGGCAUAUUUAGAUUUGGAACCAUUUUUGUCUGAUUCACCAUGCUCGCUGGGAAUCUCUUUCAACCUCACUUCAGCGCCAGUUCUGUUCCACCUUGAGCACGAUUCGUCAUUAUUUAAAGAAAUCGACAAGGGCAUUGAUUCUAUUCAAGACGUCGACUAUGUCAAAGUGCACGAUGUCGUAAUUAAAGGUCCAGGAAUUAAUUACACGAAACAAUUACAAAAGGAGCACUCAGAAAAAGCAAUGGAAGUAUUGAAUGUUUUCGAAGAAAGCGAUGCCAGAACAGCGUUAUCCAACAUAAUUGUCGCUAUGGACCGGGAAUAAGGUAUCCUAAAUUCCUAACCGACUCAAAAUUGGUUAAACAAUCAUAAAAUAAAACUAUAGUUAUACAGUGGACUUCAUGAUUCAUAUAUGAACAUGAGCAGAACAAAUAUAAAUUGAAGUUAGGCAAUGUAUUAAAUGUUAAAUGUAUAUAAUUAUUAAUUAUUAUAAAUACUUCUAUCUUAUAUUAAUUUAAAUUUUAUUAUUAUAUUAAUUUAGUUAUUUCGUAUUAUUCUAAUUUAAACUAGUUGAUUCUGACUGUACCUUUAGAUGUCUAAUAUUUAUAAGACUUAUUUUAACUGUCCCCACUCUAUGAUUACAGUAUUAUAUAGGUACACCGCCGUGUUUGAUCCCAUCAUCGCAGUUAUCGAAAUAACUUUUUUCUAACUUAUUAUUAUCUUAAAUCUGAAUUUUAAAUAAAUGCCUGUUGGUUGUUUUUACAUUUAUAUAAGUACAUUAAUUACGGUAUAAAUAAAAAA